AUAUUAACAAUAUAUACCGAUAAUAUCAUCAUUAUUUUUCUCUCAUUUUAUAAUUUUAAUGACUAAUAUUAUAGCUAAUUUAUCUGAUUUUUACUAAAAAUAUUGAUCAAAUACAUAUUAUUAUAAAUUUUAUAUAUGAGUAUACUAAUAUAUCUGAAUUAAUCGGUUUCUUUUGUUUAUUCGGUUUGAUCCCUUAAUAUAUUGAACCAUAUUCAUAUACUGAUGUUUUCUAAACAUAACAUCCUUGGUACUUCCAAAUCCAGACUAUUUUCUCUAUUUCGGUUUGGUUCGGUUUGAAUGGUUUGGUUUUACCAGAUUGAACACUCCUAAACUAUUGUUAUUUGUUAAUGUUUUAUAUUUGUGAUUUUUUUUAAUCCUUAUAGUACCACAUGAUUUCUUUUCAGUCCAAAUACAAUAUGCGUUAAUUUCACAUACAAAAUUUCCUAAUUUAGUUAUUACUAUAAAAAAGAUUUUGAUCCAAAAUCUACAUCACAUAAAUAAAUAUAUGAAACAAAAUAAUAUAAUUUAAUAAAUUGAUUACCAAUAUGAAUAUUGAAAUUUUAUAAUUUAUAAUAAUUUAAAAUUUGUAUCUAAUUUAAUUAUUAUUAUUUUAUUAAAAAUUAAAAUAAAAAUUGUUAAAUGUAUAGAUAUAUUAAUCCGCACAAGGUGCAGCACAUCAACUAGUUAUUAUUAUAUAGCUCGAUACAUACCUGUUAUAAAUUUCUGACAUGGAGCCAAAACAAAACCAUAUUAAAAGUGCUUUCACAUGAUCCAAAACCCAAAGUAAAAUUAAAAAAUCACUGACACAUGACCGUUUCUCUGUAAACUUUUUGAUUGCGUCAUGUUUCUAAGAAGAAAUAUCUCUCAUUUUUAGAACUUUAGCUCACAAAAAUAUCAAAGCAUUCCGUGUUUAGCUUUUCCCAUUAGAUUCAAGUGUAAAAAAAAACAAGACAGAGAAGCUAAAAACGAAUUAUUUUUAUAUUGCGAUGCCUCCGACGAAUGUCUCCGGCGAGCCACCGUAUACCUCGGCGUCACUACCACCGCCAAAGGCGAAAACGAAAAUUAUCUCUCUAUUCCUCGUAGGCGUUAUCAUGAUAUCAAUAUUCUCUCUCUUCCUCCUCCUUCUCGGCAUCGCAUCUCUUCUUCUUCUCCCUUUCCUCCUCUCCUCUCUCCAUCGCCACCUACGAUGUCGCCGACGUAACCGCCGACAUGUAUCCUCGGAUGGGUUAUCUUCAAGAUUCGUUAAAAAGCUUCCGCAAUUUAAAUUCUACGAACCCACCACACGGCACGGAAGCGAUUGCGUGGUUUGUCUUGAUGGGUUCAGACAGGGACAAUGGUGUCGGAACCUUCCUGGUUGCGGACACGUGUUCCAUCGGAAGUGUGUGGACACUUGGUUGCUCAAAGCCGCGAGUUGCCCAAUUUGCAGAGCUAGGGUUAGGUUGAGGGAGGAAGAUGCACAAGAAGGAGAGUUGUUAAGAUGUUUUGGUCAUAGAAGAAGUAGUUUGUUAGAUUUCUAAGUGUUCUGUUUAUUUACUUUCAACUAUAAUUGAAUUAUGAGUUAUUAUAACUUUUUUCUUUGAAUUUGCAAGUUUCUUUUACAUUAUUUGAAAAUCUUUGUUUCUUUAAGGUACAACAACAAGGAGAAUUGUGGAGAUGUUUUGGUCAUAGAAGAAGAAGUCGUGUGUUAGAUUUGCAAGUGUUCUGUUUUGUUUCAACUAUAAGUCUAUAAUUUAAUUAGAAGUUAUUAUAAUCAUUUUUUUUAAUUUGCAAGUUUCUCUUAACAAUGUUUGCUCAAGUAGUAUGAUGUGUAAAGUUGAAUUUGACAAGGAUGUAACGUUAACUUGUAGUUUACGACUUAUACUUGAU
Molecule: messenger RNA, 1866 nt
Organism: Brassica rapa (field mustard)
Lineage: Eukaryota; Viridiplantae; Streptophyta; Magnoliopsida; Brassicales; Brassicaceae
Product: RING-H2 finger protein ATL56
Source: RefSeq, a predicted model, not a curated record